Messenger RNA from Clupea harengus (Atlantic herring), 3971 nucleotides. It is a transcript of the gene tbx2a, whose product is annotated as T-box transcription factor 2a. NCBI's taxonomy places the organism in Eukaryota, Metazoa, Chordata, Actinopteri, Clupeiformes, Clupeidae. Gene Ontology annotation, biological process: cell fate specification; positive regulation of DNA-templated transcription; regulation of transcription by RNA polymerase II. Gene Ontology annotation, cellular component: chromatin; nucleus. Gene Ontology annotation, molecular function: DNA-binding transcription factor activity, RNA polymerase II-specific; RNA polymerase II cis-regulatory region sequence-specific DNA binding. The record is from RefSeq and is a predicted model, not a curated record.
AGAUGUGACAGGAGUAGUGUCUUAAUGUGGGUCUCGAGCAGACUGGCGCCAAUCCUUCUUUCACAAACGGAGUCCCACUUAAUCAAGGAUCUGCGGACCCUCUUAAAGGUACACGCAACAAUGCACCAAGCUGGUUGCUCAAUGCCGCCAGACGCAGGAUUAGACUGUUGCACGGACUGUGUUGUAAAAGUGACACAAUUUAUUCUGUUCGUAACAUCGCGAGCCGUCUGGUUAGGAUUAACGUUGCGCUACACGAAGGCAUGUAUGGCUACAAACUAGCAGACAAGUAUACAUUCUCUGGUUAAAUCUAAUGUAUCGGAGGGUACAAGUUAGGUAGGCAAGCAAUAGUCAAUGAAAGGUGGAAGACAAACACCAACCAAAGACUAUUUUUGAGCCAAAGUGAUAGGCUACAAGAACUGGAAAAAAGCCCCCCUUCCUCAGCUUGGCUGGAUCUGUCAAAACCACGCCUAUGGAACUCUACAAUUGGUCCAGAAAGCGUAAAAUCGGCAAUCAAGGAGGGAUGCUUCAUUAGUGUCUGGAAACAGAGGGGAGGAAUAUGCGAGACACUCACUGUGACGGGGCAAGAGGACCUAGAGCUUAUAAACUGCGCUCAAUUUGUUUGCCUUUUUGUUUAAGAGUUUUUUUAUUUUUCGGUUUGACGGAACUGGAGAAGAAGGGGAUCAUUGGUUAUACUUUGAAAGCGUGAACACUGUCUUCUGGAAGGAUAUUAUCUUUACUUUUGUCGGAGCAUCGGCAGCGGGAAUAGUUUACCAGAUAUUUCCCUCCACAGUCACGGGGCUGUGUGUUGCUUUCGCCAGCGACAUCGGGCUCACAUUUUCUGCCAAUAGCGACAACUGAACAUUUCCUCUGAGCUGAAGGCUUUGUGAUUCAACUUACUAUAGGCUACACAUAUAAUAUUUCUUUACGACAUUUUUUGGAUGCACCGAUGAGAGAUCCAGUUUUCACAGGGACUACCAUGGCUUAUCACCCUUUCCACGCUCACCGGCCGGCUGACUUCCCCAUGUCAGCCUUUCUUGCCGCUGCUCAGCCUUCUUUUUUCCCGGCACUGACACUGCCUCACGGUGCCCUGACGAAGCCACUAUCGGACCAUGUUCUCAGUGGGGCGGCGGAGGCUGGGUUGCACGCCGCGUUGGGACAUCACCACCAGGCGGCACAUCUUCGGUCUCUAAAGAGCUUGGAACCGGAGGAAGACGUAGAGGAUGAUCCAAAAGUUAUCUUAGAGGCGAAAGAUCUCUGGGAUCAGUUUCACAAAAUUGGAACCGAAAUGGUCAUAACAAAAUCAGGAAGGAGAAUGUUUCCGCCCUUCAAAGCACGGAUAAAUGGCCUGGAUAAAAAAGCAAAAUAUAUCCUCUUGAUGGAUAUAGUUGCUGCUGAUGACUGUCGAUACAAAUUUCACAAUUCUCGUUGGAUGGUUGCUGGAAAAGCCGAUCCGGAGAUGCCCAAGCGAAUGUACAUCCAUCCGGACAGUCCUGCUACGGGCGAGCAAUGGAUGGCGAAGCCAGUUACUUUUCAUAAACUCAAGCUGACGAACAAUAUAUCGGAUAAGCAUGGAUUCUUUGUCCUUCCACAGACUAUACUGAAUUCCAUGCACAAAUACCAACCCCGCUUUCACAUCGUCAGAGCCAAUGAUAUUUUGAAGCUUCCAUACAGCACCUUCAGGACUUAUCUUUUUCCAGAGACGGAUUUCAUCGCUGUCACUGCAUAUCAAAAUGACAAGAUCACACAGUUAAAAAUUGAUCACAACCCGUUCGCAAAAGGAUUCAGGGACACAGGAAAUGGGCGGAGAGAAAAAAGGAAACAAUUAAGCCUUCCAUCGCUACGUAUGUACGAGGACCAGUGCAAGGUGGACCGAGAUGGUGCGGACUCUGAUGAGUCCUCUUGCGAUCAACCGACUGGGAGGGACUCCGUUCACUCCCCGCUUGGGGACGUGACCAGCCCACUCAAAUUUAACAGAACCAGUCGAGAUGACAGAACCUGCACUGAAAGCGACCAAGAACUUGACCACGAGGAGGACAGAUCCAGCCCAGGCCCAGUGUCCCCAUCCACCUUCAGCCCGCACUGCGAGGACAGGGCGAAAGACAGGACAUGCGUGGACAAGAAGAACGACAACUUGGAUUCCAGGAAAGACUCUUCUGAUUCCGUUUUAAGCAUCAGGAACCUCGAGAAGAACAAGGGAGACGUCGUCGUCGUCGCGAAUCGGAAAGACUCCGAACCCACCAAGAAGGACACCGAGUGCUCUGGCCUGGGCGCGGUCAAAGAGGGCUUUUCUCCGGUGAUGACAGAAAGUCCGUCGCAUUUUAGCGCGAGUCACUUGCAGAGUCUGGCCCUCUCCGGUCUGCACGGGCAGCAUUUCUAUAACCCCCUGAACACCGGAACGCCACUGUUUCUCCACCCGGGGCAGUUCGCCAUGAACCCGGGGGCCUUCUCCACCAUGGGCAUGGGCCACCUGCUGGCCUCCAUGUCUGGAGCUGCAGGCCUGGAGAACGGAGGCCUGUCACCUCAAAGUGCCAGCCCAAGCGCAUUCCCCUUCCACUUUUCCCAGCACAUGCUGGCCUCUCAGGGUAUUUCGAUGCCUCCUUUCGGGGGACUGCUUCCGUACCCCUACACCUACAUGGCGGCGGCGGCGGCAGCGGCAUCCGCUCUGCCCUCUGGUGGCGGCAGGAGUCAUUUCCUGGGCAACUCGCGACAGCGGCUGCGCUUCAACCCCUACCAGCUCCCCAUGUCCAUCCCGCAGAACGCUAACCUACUCGCCCACUGCUUUCCAGGCAGCAUGAACACCGAAUCCGAGUCCUCGGUGUCGGCCAGCCGGGAGACGAGCCCGGUGUCGGAACACCAUAGCUCUAAGUCAUCGGCCAGCCAGAGGACUGGGUCUCCCAAAACCACAGUGAAGGAUUCUACGAACGAGUUGCAAAACAUACAAAGGCUGGUGAGCGGACUCGAAAAGAAGAAGGAGGCGUCAUCAGGCAGAGAGUCUCCAAAGUAACCGGUUCUCAUAAACACCCGUGUUUUUGUACUCUUGUGCAGCAAGUCAAGCAAGGGUGGUGGACAGAGAGUGGAGUUAUUUUGUCGGAUGUUGGACGUACAGCCAGAUGACGUACGCAGGUGGUCACAUUUCCCUUCAUGGUUGGUAGGACUGAUCACAACAGGAUGACCAGCUUAUGCCCUUUGUCUAUCUAAGGUGAUGGCAGCUUAUGGUGUAAGUGUGGCUGAGUGAGGAAAGGAGCGCAUGGCGGGCAUCCACUGCCUGACGAAAGCCAUCUGAGGGAGGAGAUUGUGGUCUGUGGUUGGGUGGGGCACUCCUGACAUAGCUUCAUCCAAAUAUGCAUUGUAAAAGGGAUGGGAAAGCUGAGAUCAGCAUGAAAGAUUCUGGAUUUAAAAAAAAGUACUUGCUGGUUACCUGGUGUGUGUGUGGGACCUUGUUUUUUUUUUAUUAUUUAUGUUAAAAUAUUUUUGUAAAUAUGUUCAGUGCAUUGAAGGACAAAGUCUUAAUUUAUUGAAAGCUGUACAUGGAUGUGUAAAUAUUGUUAGGUUUUAAUUUGUUACAUUUAUAUAAAUAUAUUACCUUUUACAUGACAAUAUACUGUAAAUAAAUACUAAUUAGUGCUUGGUUGUUUGAAACGAAUGUGUUUGGGUAUUUGUGAUGCAUUGCUGUUAAGUCUGCCUGACCUGUGAAGGAAAGGACUACCACCAUGAUUUUGUCCGGCUCUCAUUAUGUUUUUUGUUUUGUUUUGUUUUGUUUUUUUAACAUAAUAAAACAUUGCGUUGCUAUAUAAACCAUUUGAGACAGUAAUGCAAUAUAUGCAGGGAAAACUCAGGUUUCUUUUUAAUCUGGCACGAGUGACAUUUACAAUUUUCAGACAAAUUCAAAUUUGCCUCUUGUUCUGGAUGUUCGGGUAAAUGGAUAUCAUUUUCUUGAAUUCUCUCUUUCAAUAAAAAGAAUGUGUUGUUAA